GGGCGUCGCUGCUGAGCCACGCACUGCGUUGCCUGCAGAGACAGAGAGGAAACCAACCAAAAACAUUUUGCUACAGCUGAUUCGGACGCCAUUUUUUUUGUCGCGAACAUAAACAACAUCAGUCGCGUUGGCAUUUGGAUGGCUCGCUGUUUGGAAGAAAGCGACAACAGCCUCCCCGCUGCAGCGCGCUCCUUUUCGACCGAAGAUGACGGUUUGAUUCGGUCCCCCUGAGCCACCGAGCUGGUCGGAGAUGGGAAUCCAGGGUGGAUUUCCUCAACGGGAGGGAGCGGAGGUUUAAAGGGGGGCGUGGAGGGCAGCAAACGGGCCCCUUGCUGCUCGUCAGCCCUGAGGCGAUGGACCAAGAGUACGAGAGACGGCUGCUGAGGCAAAUCAACCACCAGAACCUGCCCACUGAGGCCCGCCUGUCAAAGUGUGUAAGUGCUACUUGCAGUCCUGUCAGCAUUAAGUCAGGUGACCGCUUCAUUCCCACCCGCGCUGGAAGCAACUGGAGUAUCAACUUCCACUACGCCAACGAGAACUGCCGCUCCCCAAAUCAGACCCAUAAAGCAAAGGAUGUCACUACAGAUUCAAGCAAAGAUGCUGUGGCAUAUGCUGCCCUCUUGAGGAAUGAGUUACUGGGGGCAGGGAUAGAGACCGUGCCAGACACUCUCACAGACGACCGGCGUCACGCUGUCCUCACUCAAGACUCUCACAGCCUUUUUAGGUACACUGUCCACACUAAGAGAGUGCCUUUCGAUAGCGAUAAUGAAGUCUCACCUUACUCCCUUUCUCCGCUUAGUAACAAGAGCCACAAGCUGCUCCGCUCCCCUCGUAAACCAGCCCGGAAGAUCUCCAAGAUCCCCUUCAAAGUGCUGGAUGCUCCGGAGCUGCAGGAUGACUUCUACCUCAACCUCGUAGAUUGGUCAGCGGGCAACUUGCUCAGUGUCGGCCUGGGAGCCUGCGUCUACCUUUGGAGUGCCUGCACCAGCCAGGUGACGAGGUUAUGUGACCUUUCUGUGGAUGGAGACUCUGUUACGUCAGUUUGUUGGAAUGAGAGGGGGAGUCUUGUGGCCGUCGGAACCCAUAAGGGUUACGUUCAGAUCUGGGACGCCACAGGAGGGAGGAAGCUUACCAGCCUGGAGGGUCACUCGGCACGUGUAGGUGCCCUGGCAUGGAACGGGGAACAGCUGUCGUCGGGGAGUCGGGACAGAGUGAUCUUACAGCGGGAUGUCAGAACCCCUCCGUCGGCUGAGCGGAGGCUGCAAGGUCACAGACAAGAAGUGUGCGGUCUCAAAUGGUCUCCUGACCACCAGCAUCUCGCAUCCGGAGGCAACGACAACAAGUUGCUGGUGUGGAACAGCUCCAGCCUUCUCCCGGUGCAGCAGUACAGUGACCACCUGGCAGCAGUGAAGGCCAUCGCCUGGUCCCCCCACCAGCACGGGCUGCUAGUGUCGGGGGGCGGCACUGCCGACCGCUGCCUGCGCUUCUGGAACACUCUGACGGGUCAGGCGCUGCAGAGCACAGACACCGGCUCCCAGGUCUGCAACCUGGCGUGGUCCAAACACGCCAACGAACUGGUGAGCACUCACGGCUACUCUCAGAACCAGAUCCUGGUGUGGAAGUAUCCGUCACUAACACAGGUGGCCAAGUUGACUGGACACUCUUACAGAGUGCUGUACCUGGCUGUGUCACCAGAUGGGGAGGCCAUCGUUACCGGAGCCGGGGAUGAGACUCUACGUUUCUGGAACGUCUUCAGUAAGACACGCUGCACCAAGGAAUCAAAGUCAGUGCUGAACCUCUUCACAAGAAUACGGUAGUGAACGAACGGGUCUGGACUGGUUUCUGGAGGAGCCUCCCGAGCUGUGGUUGAAAUGCACAAAGUCACUUACAGACUAGCACUUAGAGCCCUCUCAUCCCAGUGCACCAACCACCAGUCAGGCGGUCCUCAAGUCCACGUUUUCUAUAGAGGAUGCAGUCACAACUUCCAACAACAACUGCCAUCCCUCACAGUGACGUCACUGAUUAAAAAAACGAACACAAAAAAACUAGCAGUCUAUUGUCAGGACAUAUUGUCUGCUUAAAAAAAGUCGGUCUUGUUAUUUUUUUUCCUGUUGUGUAAGUGAUAAAAUUGUUUUUAUUAUAUAUUAGCAGCAGUAUACAUGUACAAGAGUUAUAAGCUAUAUAAAGUAAUGUCACAUUUUAAAAAUGCUCUCCUUCUUUGUAACAGAGAGGAGGAGGAGAAGAAAAAGAAGCCUGGUGUGGGGGGAGGGAGGGGAGGGGUUUUCUAAAUUUUGAUAAUGUGUGAAUAUGAUCUACAAGCAGCAUAUACAAGAGAAGAGAAACAAUAAAUAAGUGAACACACGCACAGUGGAUCAUGCAGCUGCAAAGAAUGACCUGUGUAUUGGUGUUUUGUC
Molecule: messenger RNA, 2414 nt
Organism: Cyclopterus lumpus (lumpfish)
Lineage: Eukaryota; Metazoa; Chordata; Actinopteri; Perciformes; Cyclopteridae
Gene: fzr1b
Product: fizzy/cell division cycle 20 related 1b
Exons: 14
Coding region: 354-1817 (487 amino acids)
Biological process (GO): positive regulation of anaphase-promoting complex-dependent catabolic process; anaphase-promoting complex-dependent catabolic process; positive regulation of ubiquitin protein ligase activity
Cellular component (GO): anaphase-promoting complex
Molecular function (GO): protein binding; ubiquitin ligase activator activity; anaphase-promoting complex binding
Source: RefSeq, a predicted model, not a curated record